Messenger RNA from Equus quagga, 4215 nucleotides. RefSeq names its product Ras like without CAAX 1 (gene RIT1). The record is from RefSeq and is a predicted model, not a curated record. Gene Ontology annotation, cellular component: plasma membrane. Gene Ontology annotation, biological process: Ras protein signal transduction. The transcript is spliced from 6 exons. Lineage: Eukaryota; Metazoa; Chordata; Mammalia; Perissodactyla; Equidae. The coding region runs from base 1075 to 1734 and encodes 219 amino acids. Gene Ontology annotation, molecular function: GTP binding; GTPase activity; calmodulin binding.
AUUUAUGACUUUCCAAAGUCAACCCUUAAAAGUCCAGAUGAAAACAAAGGAUUAUUAUGCUGGAUGUUUUCCAAUUUCGUAUUCUAGCUCUCCUUUAUUGAACAUGGUUAAAAGGAAUGUGUGAAUGAAACGUAUUUUUAAAAGAAAUACAAAUUAUAUUUGGAAAAACAUUCUUCAAAAAGAACAGUGGACAGAAGUUUCAACAGAAAAAUUUCCCAGUGUAAAGUUUCUUCUAGUGCCUGUGUCUACUGCCUAAAUAGAGGAGUAUAGUGAUAGUACCUUCAUUUAUUUCUGUAUUUAAUUCAAGGCCACCUGAAAACUUUUGAAUUUUAGCAUUUCCUGUCCAGAGAGUAGUACAUUUGUUUAAAACAAAACAACCUAGUUUUUAAAUAUCUUUUAUUCACUUAUGUUUAAAAUACAUACGGAACUCUAAUUAAUUAACUCGAAUGUUGGUAACAUCUAGUCUUUGAGAACGGAUCCUGUUUUCAAGAGCCCAAGUCAUUGUAGCUAUUUGUUUAAGAAAAUUUGCUCUUUCUGCUAUUAAGUGGUGAACAUCAUUGAUAGUCCUGUUUUGGGGGAGGAUUUGGUAGGUGCCCGUUUCCUGGUUUCCUCAUUAGAUUUGGCCAAAUUAGUUUAUCACAAACAGUAAACAGCCUUGAGUAAAUUGUUACUCACUUUACAGGUCCUCCAUGUGUCCCUUAUCACUUCCUCCUUUCUUGACUUGUGUGUAAAUAGUUGUUUCAUAAUGUACGUUUUAACUUCUUUGUGUGUGUGUGCAUCCCCCGAGUAUGGGCCUCUACCAAAGGGCCUUUUGUAAGAGUCGCCUGGCUGGGUCUGGAGACCUGGAGGGAGCCGGCCGUCCCCGGAGGGGCGGGGCCGGUGGCGGGCGUCACGGGGCGGCCCCGCCCCUCCGGCCGGUGGCGCCAUCUUCCCGGCUGCGGGAGGGGUCGCAGGUCAGUGCCGGAGCCUCGCGGCGAGGGAAGGAGGACGGAGUGGGAUCUCUGACCGGCCGUGGCGGUCACGUCCCGACGGGUGCCUUUUCCUCGGGGCAGCCCAAGCUUCUCCAAGAGGACAAUGGAUUCUGGAAGUCGCCCAGGUGGGAGCUGCUGUAGCAGCCCUGCAGGACUCUCACGCGAAUACAAGCUAGUGAUGCUGGGCGCCGGUGGUGUGGGGAAAAGUGCCAUGACCAUGCAGUUCAUCAGCCACCGAUUCCCAGAAGAUCAUGACCCCACCAUUGAAGAUGCUUAUAAAAUCCGGAUCCGUAUUGAUGAUGAGCCUGCCAAUCUGGACAUUUUGGAUACGGCUGGACAGGCAGAGUUUACAGCUAUGCGAGAUCAGUAUAUGAGGGCAGGAGAAGGGUUUAUCAUCUGUUAUUCUAUCACUGAUCGUCGAAGUUUCCAUGAAGUUCGGGAGUUUAAACAGCUUAUUUAUCGAGUUCGUCGGACUGAUGAUACACCUGUGGUUCUUGUGGGAAACAAGUCUGACCUAAAGCAGCUAAGACAGGUCACCAAGGAAGAAGGAUUGGCUUUGGCCCGGGAAUUCAGCUGUCCCUUUUUUGAGACCUCUGCUGCCUACCGCUACUACAUUGAUGAUGUAUUCCAUGCCCUUGUGCGGGAGAUACGUAGGAAAGAAAAGGAGGCAGUACUGGCCAUGGAGAAAAAAUCGAAACCCAAAAACAGUGUAUGGAGGAGACUGAAAUCACCCUUCCGGAAGAAGAAAGAUUCUGUAACUUGAAGGGAAGCUGUGGAGUGUUUAUCUGUGACCUGCACUGCCUGAUCAGAGCAGUCCAGUAACCUGCGUUAGUGAGCGUGGUGCUUGCUCUUUCUCCUGUUAGGACCGUUAUUUUAAAAGUAACUGAUGAAGGGGACAUGCCUACUAGAGGUUUUCAAUGAUGUGGUAUUUAAAAUAUUGUCUCUUAGCUAAUUCUGAUUUAUUAACCCGGUGGAGCACUGUCUACUUUUAAAUUGUCUCAUUAGAAUUUGAUCACCCAUGUUUUGGGUUCUGUUGCUGAUAUUAAUUAGUUAAUGUAAAUUGUUUAUACCCAGGGGAAUAUGUAUGCCGUAUGUGUUUGACUAAGCUCACAAGAGGAAUUUUUUGCCGUGCACUACUCCAUGUUAUCUUUCAACUCCAGUUUCCUGGGACUAUCCCAGAGAAGGACCUCAGUCUUUUCUAUUCACACUGUGCUUCCUAGAGACAGAACAAAAACCCUGUAGGGAAAUCCAUGCUAAAGAGAUUGGUGUUAACGUUCAGCAAAUAGCUGUGGAACUGACUCCUGUUGCAGAUUGUAGAGUGAUGAGAUCUGGGGAGAUCAGGCUGUAUGUUUGCAGGAACUUGGCUAGAAAAAGGUAGGAUCAGAACAGUGUUCCCAGUACGAACCUGGCUUUUCUAAGAAGUGCACAUUUGACCCAAAUGCACUGGGAUGGAUAAGACAAACAGAAGCAUAUCAAAUGUAAUGAAGGUUUCUCCUAUGAGGUUAUUUUACUCCUCCUUUCAGGCUUUGCCUUUCUUUAGCUUCAAAGGUAAACACUUUGGGAACUAUUACUGGAUUACUAAACUCUUGUUUAAUCUAAAUCCCUGGGUGGAACAGCCAUUGCCUUGUACAGGUUUAUCUUUUCCCUGGAUAUGCAUGCAUCAAUACAUUUACAAUAAUUGCUUCCUCGUGCUUUCCCUGAGCUUCCCUGUGCUCCUUUGAAGAUAUAGCCCUGGCAGAAUGGUUUUUAGACCCUUUGUCAGACUGACUGCAUUUUCCACAUGGAAGAGACAUCAGGAGUUUGAGUAAUUGUGUAUGUGCCUCCUUGAUGUUGACAAUCACUAGACUCAGUGCUCUAAGAAAGCCCUUGGUAUUUCUGUUUAAUGAGCCAGUCUUGAAGCUUUAAAAUUCCCAUAUGUUGAGUUUCUCAUUGAAGAUUUCUUUACAAAGACAUUGCUGAGUUCACCUCAGGGUUGUCUGAGCCUUAACAAAGCUUAGCCUAAGAGAAUACCACUUCAAUACCUGUGCGUAGUUGAGAAACUGUUGUCCUGGGAAGAAACAGCUUUAAAUAUUGGUGGUAAGCUCUCUCUUCUAGAAUCAGGAUUGUUUUGAUAUCUGAACUUGUUAUAUGUGGAGAUUAAGUGCAAAAGUGCUAAGAGUAAUGUGUGUCACUAAAGCAGUGUUUGUGUCCACUUUAAACUCUAAGAACAUGACUGUGUAGCACCUCUUAAAAGGGCACAGCUCAACUUACUGUUUUCCAUUUUUAUUACAGGCAGAAGGACAGGGUUGUUAUGUUUUUCCUUAUAAUCAAUGGUAUAUGUCCUAGGUUUAAAGAAAAGUGAUGGUUGUAACUCUUAGCUGAGUAGUGGUCCCUUUUCAAACUCCUGGAAAUGUUUUUGCUACCAAAUAAAUCAUGUUUUAUGGUACUCAAGCCAUCCAGAAGUGAAAGGCCCAGAAUUUGAAUCUAUGCAGGACAAAAAUCUUGCAGGAAUCAAAGCACUUUGGAGAAGCAUGAAAAGAAAUACAGUGCAAUUCUGUUUUAACAGUAUUUCACCACAUUUAAACUAGCUUGGAGCCUUUUAAGUUUAAUGCCUUAACUUCUCAUUACUAGUGACCUACGGAAUUGUUAUUAGCAUCAAGCAGGAAGUUGACAGCUAUAUCAUUAUUUGAGAUAGUCAGGGCAGCAGACAACAUUGCUAGAAGGAAAGAUCUGUAAGACAGGAGGGAACUUGUAUUGUAUAUAAGAAAAAUAACAAAUUAGUGUUUUUAAGACUAUCACUGUCAUAUAUUUGAUUGUUGGAUUAAUUAGCCCAUUAAUUAGUAUUAAGAAUUCUAUUCAUGGUGCUAAAUAGUUUGAGGGGUAUAAAAUGUCUAAGUCAUAGCUCUAUUCUUAGUGAUCAUAUGGUGUAUGUAAUUUAUAAGCUCUAAGUAGUCAGCUUUAUCCAAUUUGAGGGCAUUAAAAUCAAUUACUGCCUGGAACUUUGAAGAGAAAAAUUCAGGGACAAGUUGAAAAGCACUGGAACUGUUCAUGUCCAUACUAGAUUGGUAAAUUGCAAAAUUUAGAAGCUAGCCUUUAGAAUUAGCUGUUUAGAAUUCAGAAAGGGAUAUAUGUCUUAACUUCGUGAUAUAUUAGCAAAAAUUGGUCUACUGUGAUGUUUGGGGAGGAGAGGGGAGAGAAAAGUUUUUCCCUUAUGCACUUGUAUAUGAAGAUGGUUUGUAUGACACAAUACAAAACUUAUAAACAA